AUGGAGGAGUUCUUGAAGCAGUGUCAACAAUCAGGUGACGCGGCGUACAGUGCGCUCCGAUCACUCCUGGAGCGACUGGAGAACCCGAUUACUCGAAAAGAUGCCCGGAUCUUCCUGGCGGAGCUCCAUAACAGAUUCGACACCAAAGAAGCGUCAGAGAAGUGCCUCGAGACUUACCAUUUCCAAAUUCAGGACAUCUACGUUGAACAAUAUGAAGCUAAUGACUGUGAUCUUGAACCAGUUGCUUAUGAAUUUUUCACGCAAGCUUCUGUACAGUACGAGGAAGAAGUUGCGGAUUCUAAAGCCCAGGUGACUGCUAUACACCUAAUAAUCGGGACUCUGCAGAGGAUGAAUGUCUUUUGCGUCGAAAAUAGAGAUACCUUGACUCAUAAAGCUACAGGGUAUUCAGCAAAACUUUUAAAGAAGCCUGAUCAGUGCAGAGCAGUUUAUGCCUGUUCACAUCUCUUCUGGGUUGAUGAUCAGGAUGGCAUCAAAGAUGGAGAAAGAUAUGCUACUGAAUGUGCAGAUGCUGGGAUAAGGGUUCUUCUUUUCGAUUAUGAAAAUACUUAUCCAUGGUGCAAGAUAGAGUCUGUUAAUCAACAUCCUCUCAUCACUAAGGUCAAUAACUGGGAAGAGGACAGAGAUUCCGUUGAGGAGUUCUUUGAGGACGGUGUUAUUUCUGAGGUUAGGGAUUUGUUGAAAGUGGGCUUGGCUUGUGGACAUGAGGGUCUAACUUGUAAUGGGCAUAGUGGCCAGCCAAUUUAUGAUGGGGAGAAAAAAACUCUACUUGACAGGGUUGAGUUUCAUGAAUCCGAUCUGCUAUCUUACUGCAGAGAUAAUCACAUAGAACUUGAACGAAUUGUUGGAUGCAUACCACAGAUUCUUAACCCUAAUCCGGAUGCAAUGUCCAAAAUGAUUACAGAAAAUGCCAGUGAAGAAUUCCUUCAUUCUUUAAGCAACUAUUGUGCUAUCCAGGGCUUUGUGGAGGAUCAGUUCGGCUUGGGGCUCAUUGCACGGGCUGUUGAAGAAGGAAUUUCUGUAAUAAAACCUUUGGGAAUUAUGAUCUUUAAUGUGGGAGGUCGCCCAGGACAAGCUGUAUGUGAACGUUUGUUUGAGCGCCGUGGUCUCCGUAUUAACAAGCUUUGGCAGACUAAGAUUCUUCAGGCUGCUGACACAGAUAUUUCAGCUUUAGUUGAAAUUGAGAAGAACAGUCGACAUCGUUUUGAGUUUUUCAUGGGGCUUGUUGGCGACCAGCCAAUUUGUGCCCGAACAGCGUGGGCUUAUGCCAAAGCUGGAGGUCGUAUUUCUCAUGCUCUAUCGGUCUACAGUUGUCAACUUCGUCAACCUAACCAGGUAAAGAAGAUUUUUGAAUUUUUCGGAAACGGAUUCCAUGAUAUCAGCAGCUCCUUAGAUUUGUCCUUCGAAGAUGAUUCUGUUGCUGAUGAAAAGAUUCCAUUCCUAGCUUAUCUCACUAAUGUUUUAAAAGAGAUUUCAUUUUUCCCCUAUGAACAACCUGCUGGAAGCAGACGAUUCCGCAGUCUCGUCUCUGCCUUUAUGAGAACAUAUCACCGUAUUCCUCUAACCGCAGAUAACAUUGUUGUAUUUCCUUCAAGGACCGUAGCAAUUGAGAGUGCCCUACGCUUGUUAUCACCGCGACUUGCCAUUGUUGAUGAACAAUUGACCCGGAAUCUACCUAGGCAAUGGUUAACAUCACUAAGCAUUGAGAGGACAGAAGCUGCAAAAACUUUAGAGGAAGAUAUCACUGUUAUCGAAGCCCCACGCCAAUCAGAUUUGAUGGUAGAGUUGAUUAAGAAGUUGAAGCCACAGGUGGUGGUAUCUGGGAUAGCUCAAUUUGAGUCUGUCACUAGCGCAGCAUUUGAGCAUCUUUUGGACACCACCAAAGAGAUUGAAUGUCGUUUGUUUUUAGAUAUAUCAGAUCAUUUCGAGCUAUCUAGCCUCCCUAAUUCUAAUGGAGUCCUUAAAUAUCUCGCUGGAACUCCUCUUCCCUCACAUGCAGCAAUUGUUUGUGGCUUACUGAAAAAUCAGGUUUAUUCAGAUUUGGAAGUAGCUUUUGUUAUAUCAGAAGAUGCAACAAUGUUUAAAGCAUUGUCUAAGACUGUGGAACUUUUACAAGGAAAUACUGCAAUAAUCAGUCAGUAUUACUAUGGUUGUCUUUUCCACGAGCUUCUAGCUUUUCAGCUUGCUGAUCGACAUCCACCUUCACAGAGAGUAGAUGAGAAGGCAAAAACUAGUGAGGCGAUUGGUUUUUCUAGUUCUGCCAUCUCAGUCCUGGAUCAUGCUGAGUUAUCAAUUAAUGAAACCGAUGAAUCUUCCCUGAUUCAUAUGGAUGUAGACCAAAGUUUUUUGCCCAUAACAACACCAGUUAAGGCUGCCAUCUUCGAGAGUUUUGCAAGGCAGAAUAUUGCGGAGUCUGAAACUGAUGUCACGAGUGGGAUCAAACAAUUGAUUCACAGUAGUUAUGGGUUUGUGUCUAAUGGCAAUACGGAACUCAUAUAUGCAGACUGUCCGGUAGCAUUGUUCAAUAAGUUGGUACUCUAUUGUAUUCAAGAGGGGGGGACUUUUUGCUUCCCAACUGGUUCAAAUGGGAAUUAUGUGUCUGCUGCAAAAUUUUUAAAAGCAAAGAUUAUCAAUGUCCAAACCAAUCCAGAAGUCGGAUUUAAGUUGACAGAGAAAACACUUGCAAGUUCGUUGGAAAAUAUCCAUAAACCGUGGGUCUACAUUUCUGGUCCAACUGUCAGUCCAACCGGUUUGGUUUACAGCAACGAAGAGAUGAAGACUUUAUUGACCGUAUGUGCAAAGUUUGGGGCAAGGGUUGUACUGGAUACCUCAUUCUCGGGGGUGGAAUUUAACUCCAAGGGCCAGGAUGGCUGGGAUCUAGGCGCUACCUUGGAGAAACUUUCUUCUAACAACCCGGAUUUUUGUGCAUCUCUGCUUGGGGGAUUGUUCUUUAAGAUGCUUACUGGCGGGAUCAAAUUUGGAUUUCUUCUUCUAAAUCAGCCUUCUCUGGUGGAUGCAUUCCAUGGCUUAGGAGGGUUAAGCAAACCUCACAGUACUAUUAAAUACACACUGAAGAAAUUAUUGGAUCUUCAAGAGGGGAAAUCUGAGGACUUAAUGAAUGCUAUUGCAGAGAAGAAAGAACUUCUGGGAAGUAGAUAUAAACAGUUGAAAGAGACACUCGAAAAGUGUGGUUGGGAGGUGCUUGAAGCUCAAGCUGGAGUGUCAAUUGUAGCAAAACCAUCUGCUUAUCUUGGGAAGAAUGUUAAGAUCAAGAAUGGCGCCAGUACUCAGGAAAUCAAGCUUGACGAUUCAAAUAUCAGGGAUGCCAUGCUCCUGAGUACUGAUUUAUGCAUUAACAGUGCUGCAUGGACUGGAAUUCCCGGUUACUGUAGAUUCACAAUUGCAUUGGAAGAAAGUGAUUUCAAGCGUGCAUUAGACUGCAUCACUAAGUUCAAGAGCAUAAUUUCUAAUUGA
This is a messenger RNA of Fraxinus pennsylvanica, 3492 nucleotides long. The record is from the annotation of a GenBank genome assembly. Lineage: Eukaryota; Viridiplantae; Streptophyta; Magnoliopsida; Lamiales; Oleaceae.